AUGACACGCCCCUUUGAAUGUGUUAAAGACAUUAGUGACAACAAAGAACUAUGGAAAAUUGCAAUAAAAAUUCACCAUAAGUGGAAUGUCAUCACCAACACUAAACAACACUUUGAGAUGAUAGUAAUGGACAAAGAUGGGACAGAUAUCCAUGUCAUUGUUCCUCCGUUGUAUAGUCAGACUUUCGAUUCGCAGUUGGCUGUUAAUGAUACUGUCACUAUAUCAAACUUCCAAGUUCAACUCAAUGAUGUUGUCUUUAAGCCUUCCAACCACAAAUUUCUUUUGAAAUUUUCUGGUGGAACGACUAUUGGAGAUAGAAAUAAACAUUUAAUUCCUGAGAAAGAUUUAAAAAUAACUCCUUUUAGUGAUAUUAUUACUGGGAAAUGGAAAAAGGAUGUAUUGAUAGACAUCAUUGGCAUGGUUGACGAAGUUGGAUACAUACAAAUGCAAGCUGGUGGCAAAAAAUGUCAGGUUAACAUUAUUCUGAAAGACUUGAGCAACAACACAAUACACUGUACUCUUUGGGAAACGUAUGCUCAACAAUUUAUCAAAUACAAUCAAAACAAAAGUGAUCCAUCCUGUCCAACAGUAAUCUUGCUACAAUACGCAAAAGUCAAAGAAGAAGGAAAAUAUCCACUUUCCGUUUCAAACACCUACAAUGUAACUAAGUUGUUGAUCAACGAUGAUUUGAAAGCAAUUCAAGACUUUAUGAAGAGCAUCCCAAAAGAUGCAUUGUCUGUGAAACCCAUCCAGAAUGGUUCCCAGUCUCAAGUGUGGUCUCAAAGCUCUUCAAAUUCUCAGCUCUCACUAUACCAAAAAUUUGUCUCCAAAACUGUUGUCCUUCCCAUUGCUACAAUCAAGCAACUAAAAACAGAAACUUUUUGUACUACGGUUGCAAGAAUUGACAAGCUAAUCGCAUCCCAACAUGGUUGGUACAAAAUCCAAUUUGAAGUUGUUCAUUGCGGAUAUCGUUGUAAAUUUGUCUUGUGGGAUAGGGAAAGUGAACAACUCUUGGAGCUCUCUGCUGCCCAGAUGCGCAGCACCAUGAUUGAGAUUUGCUUAAUGUAUUCAGGGGGAGUUAGUGAUCCACUUGAGUAUCCAUUAGCACUUGACAAAUUAGUGGGUAAACAAAAGGCAUUUAAGGUCAAAUGGCAGCCCCUUUGGGAUAGUUGUUCUGUUGUUUCUAUAGCUGAGGACAAUGAUAUAUUCAAACAGCUUAGUGAAUCCUGUGGUCUGGAUGAUGUUCAAGUGACUGACCUCCCACCCACCCCAUUGCUUCAGAUUAAAGAAAGUGUCGACGAGGCAAAUGCUAUAGAGGAGUCCGAAGUAAUAGCUGAAACUGAAAUUACUUCCAAACUUAGCUCGGAUCUAGUCACCCCGACAGCUAAGAGAUCAAAUCCCGAUGGGUCGAGUGAAUCCACAACCUUAAUGAACCUUACUGAUGGUGAACUGUCUUCGAACAAACUUAAGAAGCAAAUUAAAAUCGAGAAAUAA
This is a messenger RNA of Vicia villosa (hairy vetch), 1494 nucleotides long. RefSeq lists its product as uncharacterized. The transcript is spliced from 11 exons. Lineage: Eukaryota; Viridiplantae; Streptophyta; Magnoliopsida; Fabales; Fabaceae. Bases 1 to 1494 code for a protein of 497 amino acids. The record is from RefSeq and is a predicted model, not a curated record.